CCUGAAAUAGCACCUGUGAGCUCUCCUUGCUGCCUGUGCUUGCCAAAGCCACUGUUGAGAAUUCUUCCUCCUCCUAGAAAGUCAAAUCCUGCCCAGUAAAUGCAAAGUGAGUCUUCUGAAAGCUUCAGCUUGGGAUGGACUCUGGAACUUCUGUAUUCUGCUUGGCGAUCCUAGAGGAGUUUCUGAUCCCAAUAUCCCCUCCCAUUCCAACAUGACAGUUGGGUAGCACUGCUGGACCAUCUUUGCCAAGGUCAGAGGAGCAUCUCUGCCCUUGCAGAGGAGAAUUCGGCUGUGGCUGUAUCUGAAGAGGCUUCCAGCCCCAGCUGUGCUCUUCUCUUAGGAAACGCCACCAACUCCUCACAGCACGGAGGCCCAGCAUGAAUGGGAACUGUGCUGGGGGCACAGACUGGUUGAGAAAGCUGGAGUCCAGUUGUCCUGUGGAAAACAGAACUGUAGCAGUCCAUGAGUCAGAAGAAAGUUCUGUGGUGUUAGGAGGUCACAGCCCUGCAGUUCCCAGGACUGAGGGUUUGGAUUCUGAAUGCCGACACAGUUGCCCAGUAAAUCCCCAGAUCAGUAGCAUGCUGUCUGCUCCUGAAGAACCUCACAACUGCCAUAUCCCAGAUGGAAAUAAGAGACAGCUGGAAUAUUUUAAUACCCAGGAACGCCAUGGAUUGUCUUCAAGCAGCAGUUCCCAGACAGUAGCUCCAGAGAAAGUGACCCUGGUGGUGGAUGGCACCCGCUUUGCAGUGAAUCCCCAGAUCUUCACUGCUCACCCUGACACCAUGCUGGGAAGAAUGUUUGGGCCAGGCAGAGAAUACAAUUUCACCCGGCCAAAUGAGAAGGGCGAGUACGAGAUUGCAGAAGGGAUCAGCUCAGCCGUGUUCCGCACCGUGCUGGAUUAUUACAAAACCGGAAUCAUUAACUGCCCUGAUGGGAUUUCCAUCCCAGACCUUCGAGACACAUGUGAUUACCUCUGCAUAAACUUUGAUUUCAACACAAUCAAAUGUCAAGAUUUAAGUGCUCUGUUACACGAGCUCUCCAAUGAUGGGGCUCACAAGCAGUUUGACAGCUACCUGGAGGAGCUGAUCCUGCCCAUCAUGGUGGACAGCGCGCGGAAGGGCGAGCGGGAGUGUCACAUCGUCGUGCUGACCGAUGAGGACACCGUGGACUGGGAUGAGGAUCAUCCACCCCCCAUGGGAGAGGAGUAUUCACAAAUCCUUUACAGUUCCAAGCUGUACAGAUUCUUCAAGUACAUUGAGAACCGAGAUGUGGCAAAAGCUGUGUUAAAGGAACGGGGCCUGAAGAACAUUCGCAUUGGCAUCGAAGGGUAUCCCACCUGCAAGGAGAAGGUGAAGAGGAGGCCUGGUGGCCGCUCCGAGGUGAUCUACAACUACGUGCAGCGGCCGUUCAUCCAGAUGUCCUGGGAGAAGGAGGAGGGCAAGAGCCGCCACGUGGAUUUCCAGUGUGUUCGGAGCAAAUCCCUAACAAACCUGGUCACCGUGGGGGAUGAUGUUUCAGAGGACCACGAGGUUAUAAUGCAUCACCCCCCACAAGUGGAUGAACUGGACAGGCUGAAUGCCCCCUUCUCCCAGAUGGUUGUUAAUGAUCUACCAGACUAGUGUGGCUCAGGGUGGAGAAUCCUGCUGGAUGUCGGAACCUCUCGCCGUAGUUUCAUCCCAGGUGAUGGGACACAGACUCCUGCAAGGUGCUUUAUCCUCAUUCAUGCUCUUACUACGUUGUCAUAUUUCAAGCAUGUUAAUAAAGAGCAACACUGCAUAGUCUUAAUUGUACAAUCAAAAGCAACGUCUGCUCAGACAAAAAGAAAUGACCUGUUGUUUCUACUACAAAGGCUUCCAGAUUGUGGGUGCUGAAUAUUUUAUCUAAACUUUGAAAGAAGAGCACAAGUGUGUGGAAACGUCUUGUGUGACAUGAGAGAGGAAAUUCUGGGCCUGUCAUGACAAAGGUUUCCUUUGCCAUUAGGCACAGCUUUGUUUUUGUGAGUUACAGAGGAGUGAACAUCAAAGCAGGACAGAUGAUAUUCUGUAUCAACCAGCAGAAAUGUAGCACAGUGUGACAGCAAACCCUGAGCAUGGAGGAAUCUGUUUGCAUUGCCACCUGGCUUUGGAUCCAGUGUGGUGUACUGCUGCCCUAGGAAGGAGGAACCAGUUCCGUAGGAAGUAUAUUCACAGGAAUUCCCCAUCUGUACUUAUCUGUGAGAUGGAAUCACUGUUUUUAGGGAUGUUUUCUGUAAAGUUCAGUAAAAUGAGUAGAUCAUGCUGAAGGAAAACCCAAAAAAGACUGUAGCUGAUAUUUUACCAAUAAAAUUAAUCUGUUAAUAGCUAAAUAGAUGUAAGAAGCUUUCUAGAGGUGACUGUGCAUACUGAAGACUUUGUCUUCUGCAUCCCCCUGCUAAGACAAAUAAAGCCAAUGGAGGAGCUCCCAGUUUACUACCUGAGUAAAAUCCUUGGUCUUGUCAACCUUAGUCAGACUUGCUGUAGACUCUCCAAGGAGCUGCUGCUGCAGCUUUAAAAAGCCAGCUACUUCCUUCCCAAUUUGGAACUGACUGGAUCAUUUUUGUCAGGCAGGUAAGAAAUACCAACAGUAAACCAGCCCUCAGCAGAGAAAAAUGCACAUACCUGGGAAGAGCUCUCCUUUGCUGCUCUGAGUGUAUUGUCCUGAUCUAUGUAAGGCUCUGGGAGUUUGGGUUCAGGGCCAACAAAGCUGUGACUGUAAGAACAGGCACACUCCAGGCUGGUUUAGCUCAGGUGGGUUGGAGCCUCACUGCUCCUGCUCCUGCAGCGCUGAGUUCCCUGGGGGAGUCACUUGUAGGAAUUCCCUGUGGGAAUUCCCUGUAGGAAGUGGCUUAACCCCUGAUGAACACACAGCGAGUUCUGCCCUGCCCCAGCUGAGCUGAGGGCACCCAGAACUGGGCUGCCUCACAAAGCCAUCCCUUCUGGUGGCUGUGUAAAGGCUCUAUGUACCCAAACCAGAGUUUUAAAACAUGGUGCUGGUGCAAAGAAAAGCUGAAACCAUUCAAGAAGGAGAGGGACAGAGCUCCUCACAAAACUGGGCAGGUCAGGUGUCAAAACCUGGAUUGCAUGAAUGCUGAGUUAUCUGGUCAGGCUAGGCAAAACUGAGGUGUAGGUAUCAGUCUGGCCCCAGAAAGUUUAAUCUUUUUUGCCAGGCUGCAACAUCAAGCAAAUUUGUAUUGUUCUUCUGACUGCCAAGUGCAUGGUGAACUGAACAGUGAAGUUUGCUGCUGGUUGCUGCCAAGGUGUUUGUGGUUUUCAGUGCAAGUAACAUAACAAGAUCAAGCAGAAAUUUUUAGUUGCAAGUAACAAAUCUCUGCCAAGGCACAUUUUAGUUUCCAUUAGUGUGGAUACAAGUUCCAUUCUCUCAGUGUUUCCAUUCUUAGCUUCUUUCCCAAGUGCAGCAAAGAAUUCUUCUAAAAAGAAGUGCCUGUGGGAAGAUUUCAGGACCUCCUAAGAAUCCCAGGUGUUCAGAUGCCUAAAUUUCUCUUGACUGCUUUUGAAAACUCCUUCCUGUGUGUCAUUGGGUCAGUAGAGAGAAGUGUCCUUUGGUGCCUGCACGGAGCUGGGGUGAUAGGCAGACACUCCAUUAUUGGUGCAGAUGAAUUGCUGUGUAUGUGGUAGAGAAUGGAGGACACAUGGACCAUGAACCUCCAGCAGGGGCCAGACCAGCCCCAGUCCUUGCCUUGGUGGUGAGCUGUUCCUCAGGACAAACAGAAGCACUGGUGAGCCCAGCAGUGGUGGAACUUGUCCCUAGGCCCUGAGUGCCCAGCAGUGAUGGUCCCCAGGCUCUGUGAUUAUAUUUUCCAGGCUGUAUUUAUUUCCCCAGCAGUGUCAGGUUUAAGUAAAUGAGUGUUGGUAUUGCCCAGCUGAGCUGGAAUUGGAGGUUCCACAUGUUCUGCUCUAAGGACUGAAGUGUGGGUGUUGUUCAGAGCUCCUUCUCAGGACUGUGUCAAGGCAGCAGGUGCUGAGAAUUGCACCUCAACAGCACCUUUUGGGAUCUGACAGCUAAAGUACCAUGUCCAGCCAAACCAAAUCCCACCUAGUGUGUCCCUGAGCCCAGGGGCAGCUCGGCCUCUGGAAGGAUUUAGGCAGUUUAUUAAACUGCACCCAGCCCUUUUGGGAGUUACAGACUGUCAGUGUCUGUAGGAGUUUGUGGUUUCCUGUGCAAUCAACUGGACCUUCAGCAUGGGGUGCACAUUAUCCAGCUCCCAUGAUUUCCAUGCAGUUUUUACCACUUACCCACUAUAGUUUAUUGGCUUUCCCAAGUAAUUACUCAUUCUGGAUUUUAAAUUUUGUUAGUAGAGUGAGUUCCAUUGGAACACUGAAUCAAAUUUUAAAAGUGUUUUGUUUUUCCUCCUCUCAUGGUCACCUAUUUCAAGUACAAGGUCAACUUUUGUCUUACUCUAGGUGUACUGAAGUGCUCCUGUGCUGUGUAUGAACACCGGAUGUAUGGUUUCUUUUCUGUAUUAAAGUAUAAAUUAUAUGUGA
This is a messenger RNA of Lonchura striata (white-rumped munia), 4520 nucleotides long. Lineage: Eukaryota; Metazoa; Chordata; Aves; Passeriformes; Estrildidae. The record is from RefSeq and is a predicted model, not a curated record.